This is a messenger RNA of Mugil cephalus (flathead mullet), 2052 nucleotides long. It is a transcript of the gene dapk2a, whose product is annotated as death-associated protein kinase 2a. Lineage: Eukaryota; Metazoa; Chordata; Actinopteri; Mugiliformes; Mugilidae. Gene Ontology annotation, cellular component: nucleus; cytoplasm. Gene Ontology annotation, biological process: intracellular signal transduction; protein phosphorylation; positive regulation of apoptotic process. The record is from RefSeq and is a predicted model, not a curated record. The coding region runs from base 354 to 1856 and encodes 500 amino acids. Gene Ontology annotation, molecular function: protein serine/threonine kinase activity; ATP binding. The transcript is spliced from 9 exons.
UUAAUAGUUUAUUUGAAUAUCUUGAAAAAUAACGCGCCGAUUCCACAUAUUUGAGAUCGUCCCACGAAUCUUUACGUAUUAAAUUUUAAUUCGGCAUUAAAUAGAAAACAAUUAUGUUUAUGUUAAAUGUGAAUAAAAUUGGUGUUUUUCUGAACGGAGUUCUGAAUGGAGCAGCGUCCUCUGUGCAGGCCUCACGGCUCAGAGCAGCUGCAGGAGGAGGAGGAGGAGGACCCGGUGUAUUUUUAAAGCACUGCAGGAUCUGAGUCCGUGCAGGAAACCUGAGGUCAAGCUGCCUCCGUGUCUCUGCACGUCCAACACAUGAAACCUGAAGCUUUAACAGAUCAUCUGCAGCCAUGGAUUUAUUCAAGCAACAGAAAGUGGAGGAUUUCUAUGAGAUCGGUGAAGAGCUGGGAAGUGGACAGUUUGCCAUCGUGAAGCAGUGCCGAGAGAAAAGCUCGGGCCGGGACUUCGCCGCCAAGUUCAUCAAGAAGCGUCAGAGCAUAGCGAGUUCUCGAGGCGUGAGGCGGGACGAGAUCCAGCGCGAGGUGGACAUCCUGCAGCAGAUCCAGCACCCGAACAUCGUCACGCUGCACGACGUCUACGAGAACCGCACCGACGUGGUCCUCAUCCUGGAGCUGGUCUCUGGUGGGGAACUCUUUGACUUCCUGGCCCAGAAGGAGUCUCUGAGCGAGGAGGAGGCCACUCAGUUCAUCAAGCAGAUCCUGGAGGGCGUGAACUACCUCCACGCCAGGAAGAUCGCCCACUUCGAUCUCAAGCCUGAAAACAUAAUGUUACUGGACAAGAACGCACCGCUGCCCAGAAUCAAACUCAUAGACUUUGGUCUCGCGCACAAGAUUGAAGCCGGAGUUGAGUUCAAGAACAUAUUUGGGACCCCGGAGUUUGUGGCUCCAGAGAUCGUCAACUACGAGCCGCUGGGGUUAGAAGCCGACAUGUGGAGCAUCGGCGUCAUCACUUACAUCCUGCUGAGCGGUGCCUCUCCUUUUCUAGGAGAAACCAAACAAGACACACUCGAGAACAUCACGGCCAUUAACUAUGAGUUCGAUGAGGAGUUCUUCUGCCACACCAGCAACCUGGCCAAGAAGUUCAUCUGCCAACUACUGGAGAAGGACAAGAGGAAAAGAUUAACAAUCCAAGAUGCUCUCAACCACCCGUGGAUCAAGUCCAAUGAGAAUAAGGAGGAGAGUAAAGCCAAGGAGCCCAGGAAGCGUGAGCGCCGCCAGCUGAAGACCAAGCGUCUGAGGGAGUACACCAUCAAGUCUCACUCCAGCAUGCCUCCCAACAACACCUACGUCAACUUUGAGCGCUUCGCCCAGGUGGUGGAGGACAUCGACCACAUGGAGACCUCCUUCACCAGCCUGGCGGCGGCUCACGACUCCCUGCAGGAGGACAUCGACGCCAUGGUCUCCAUUUACAAUGAGAAGGAGGCGUGGUACAAGGAGGAGAGCGAGGGCGUGCGACACGAGCUCUCGCAAAUCCGCUACGAGUUCCGUAAGGUGGAGGCGCUGAAGAGGAGUCUGCAGGAGGACAUGAGGAGCUUCAGCUGCAGCCUGGACGCCGUCGGCGACCGAUACCGGGACAGACAGCUCCACCUGGACGCCCUGCACCUGGACCUCAGCAACCAGCUGAAGUGGGUCCAAGAGGCGUUGGGGUCAUUUCCCCUGGACAGAGGUGGAGGAGGAGGAGGAGGAGGAGGAGGAUUCUCCAGCUGCAGCUUCUCCAGCGUCUUUAACAACGAGGUGAACGAAGCCCUGAAGGAGCUGCUGAGUCGAUCCUGUGGAGGAGAAAUACUGUCUGGGAUCAACCUGGACCUGAGUGAGGCGGGACAGCAGAGAUAGAGCCUCCUUCUUUCCUUCCUUCUUUUCCUUGUGUCAUUUACAUUGAGAAGGAGAGAUAGAAACUCGUUCCAACAACAGCAUCUUUUUCACUUCUUUUUGGUUUGAUUCUCUCUUGUGGUGUGAGAAGUUCAGGGUUCGAGUGAAUGUUACGGCCCAGAUCAGUGGAGGAUCAAUAAAUGUUGUCAUGUUGAAGUAA